This is a messenger RNA of Pochonia chlamydosporia 170, 273 nucleotides long. Its product is annotated as ubiquitin related modifier (URM1) domain-containing protein. Bases 1 to 273 code for a protein of 90 amino acids. Gene Ontology annotation, cellular component: cytoplasm. NCBI's taxonomy places the organism in Eukaryota, Fungi, Ascomycota, Sordariomycetes, Hypocreales, Clavicipitaceae. The record is from RefSeq and is a predicted model, not a curated record. Gene Ontology annotation, biological process: tRNA thio-modification. The transcript has 2 exons.
AUGGCUCCCACCGAGUCCGAGCCCAUCAGUGAGCAGCUAAGAAUAGAUGUCGAGUUCUCAGGAGGCUUGGAGAUGCUCUUUGCUGACCAGCGUCGCCAUUCGCUGACACUUCCUGCUAAGGACAAGGAUGGACAACCCGCCAAUAUCGCCUUCUUGAUUGAUCACCUUUGCCAAAAUGUUAUGAAUGAUACUCGCAAGGAACUUUUCAUCCUGGACGACCAUCUGUACGUGGCUUUCAAAUAUGUCUCUGAUUUCAAUGCGCACUCUCAAUAA